UCUCUGAAACGCGCGUGUAUUGUACAGUGAUUCGAAGGCAGUAUGUUGUGUAAACAAAUUAUGAGUGAUAUAAUUUACGGAUGGUAGCAUUAAAAUCUGGCAUUCAGAGUUAUUCUUAUAUUUUGGAAUGUGAGGCUAGCUUUUACGUAGACAUGAUUUCAAUUGUUGCAAAAUUAUCUAGGUACUUACUAGGUUCCACAGAUUCGGAAUUAGAAACUUCAGAAAAAGAUUUUAGUGUUGUUGAUCUUCUGUCUUCAUUAGAGCAGAAUGCAGCCAGUAAUGAAUCGUGUGCUCCUUCAGAAAUUGAGGGUAGUGUUGUACAAGACCUUUCCAAAGACAGUUGUUGCUGUUACAGAGUGGGAGUAGUAACUCAUGUACAUUCGGAUUAUGCCCUGAUUGAUGAUGAGGUGUAUUGUGAUUUAAAAGAUCCUGCAUACCGCAAUAUAAAGGUCGGAAACAAAUUGGAAUAUCUUGCCUUCCGUUUAAGGCCGUCGGACGAAUGGAGAGUUAAGAAAAUUUACUCCAUACAAGAAGAAAACUGGGAAAAUUCUGAGCCAUUAAUUGAAAAGCGAGAGACCCUGUCGAGGAGUAUUGUUGGACAAGUAAUGAGCAGAGAUGGCAGAAAUGUCAUUAUAUCAGAUAAACUCAAAUUUAGUUUGGAUGACGUCUCUUGUGACUUCAUACCAGUUGAAGGAGACUGGAUACUAAUUGAUGCUCUUGUUGAAUUGGAUGGUAGUAUAGCAAAUUUGGAAGGAGAAAUUUUACAUUUAUUUUCCGUACGAGCGUUGCGAUCACGUAUUGUCACCGGACGCAUAACAAAUUACGAAAGUACAGGUGAUGGUCUCGUGGACAAGUCGAUAUAUUUCAGCAAGGAAGUCUGUGAACCAGGCUACGUACCUGAGUUACGUGACGAAGUUAUAGUUGAGGCGAUUGAAAGUACAAAGCAGUCGGUAUUGUGGCGUGCUCUUAGCGUUGUCCCAUUGCAUACAAGCAACACAGGACAACACAACUACAACAAAAGUAAAGCAGAACAGAAGAAACCUGUUUUGGAAUCAAUCUCUGUAAAUGGUGUCACUGUUACUCCUGCUGUUCUACAAUCUGGCGAACUGAAGAUAGGCGAAGAAAAAGAAAUCUCAGUUACUUUGCUGAACACUGGACAAACAAAACAGGUAGUGAAAUUUUGUCAAUUUUUAAGUCAAAUGUCAUGGUCACAGCUUCGUUUGAAGUCUCCGAGUAUUGAUAAGCUAAUAGUGUUGCACCCUGGAAAAAGUUUUUCCUAUUAUUUUAUUUGCCAUGGAAGAUAUGCAGGUUGCCACACAGAGAAAUUCAGAUUUGUUUUUAAGGGCUUCAAAAUAGAGAUUGCAGUGGAAGUGAGGGUGAGAGAUGAUUCACAGAGUAAUAAUUUUAGAAAUUCACAGUCUGGUAAAAUGAAAUUUGAUACAUUAGAUGCAAUCAAACGAGAGAAUGAUGUAAGUGGCAGAUUGCUUAUUACAGGUGUGAAGCCUAAGAAGGCACCUCCUUUUGUGCCUGUUCGAAUAGGUCAAUACGUAGUGCCAAAAUAUCUUUGGCAGUUUGUUUAUACAGUUGAAAGUCAAAGAAAAAGUGGCAUUGAACGAAGUGAAAGUUUAACAAGUGUUGUUCCAUAUUUAUCUGACAUUCUCAGUUUUAUAAAUUACAGUGAUUUUUUCCACACACUGUUGCACCUGGAAGAAAUUUCAGAAACAAUUAAGAUGAGGCAGUAUGACCUAAAAAAUGUGACCUUCAGGAUUACUGGCCCAGGUGCAGAAUUCCUAGCACUAGAAGUUCCUGGUUUAGCUGAGAAAAGACCAUCCCUUCUUGUUGGUGACAAAGCUAUUGCUGGGCUAAGUUCAAACAAAGGAAUGGAAUAUGAAGGAUUUGUUCAUGAAGUUUACCAGAGAGAAGUUUGGUUGAAGUUCAAUAAAAAUUUUCACCUCGCAUAUAAUGGAGAAGAAUAUGAUGUAACGUUUCGAAUAAGUCGUAGUGGAUACAUGAGAUGUCAUGCUGCAGUUGAUCUUGCAGUUAAAAACCUUGGUUCUGACAUGCUCUUCCCAACAACAGUUACUCUAAAAUCACCACAGCUUCAUAUUGAUGAUGAUGAUGAUGAUGAUGAUGAUGAUGAUGAUGAAGGGCAGCACCAGAAGAGAACUUCCAGCACUUCUAGUACAAAGGAUAAAAUUGAUUUUGCAAGGCGUAAAAUUCAGUGGUUUAAUAGAAAUCUAAAUAUUUAUCAAAAGAAAGCAAUAAAAUGUAUUUUAAAAGGAGAAGCCCGUCCCCUUCCAUAUGUAAUAUUUGGUCCACCAGGAACAGGCAAAACAGUCACACUGGUAGAAGUUAUUCUUCAAAUAUUUCAUCUGAUACCUGAUAGCAGAUUGGUUGUUGCUACGCCAUCAAAUAGUUCUGCUAAUCUUGUGGCUCAGCGAUUACUGGAGUCAGGUUUGCUCCAACCUGGCGAUAUGGUAAGACUUGUGGGUUAUCGGUACCUGGAGGAAGGUGGAAUGCCUGAGGAUCUCAUUCCUUACUGUCUCUGUGCUGAAGUAGAACAAUCACAUCUGAUGGGAAGACAUCGGAUUACUGUAGGUACUUGUGUUGCACUUGGCCAGUUGUUCAUUGCAGGAUUACCUCGUGGCCAUUUCACACAUGUACUGGUGGAUGAGGCUGGACAAGCACUUGAACCAGAACUGCUUAUUCCUGUUGCGGGAUGCCUUGAUAAGAAGUUGGGUCAGGUGGUUCUGGCAGGUGACCCGCAACAACUGGGCCCUAUAGUAUCAUCAGCUGCAGCCAAGGAAUAUGGGCUUGGCGAGUCAUAUUUGUCUCGUCUCCUACACUGCCCCCCCUAUUUGCGAGACACAGCUGGGUUUCCUGGCACAGGUUAUAACCCCCGACUUGUAACAAAGUUACUGUACAAUUAUCGUUCACUGCCUGAGAUUCUUGAAGUGCCUAACAAAAUGUUCUACAACAGUGAGUUAAUUGCUCAGAUAUCUGAAAAAGAAAGCAAUGAGGCAAAACUUCUGGCAUCAGUUGAGUCUAUACUGCCAUCACGUUCAUCACCACCUGCAGUUGUAUUUCAUGGUGUUAUUGGCACGAACUAUCAGGAUGCUGAAUGUCCAUCAUGGUAUAACCCAGAGGAAAUUGUCAUUGUAACUUCCUACAUCCAAAAACUUUACAAAUUGGGUCUGACCACUGAUCAAAUUGGAGUCAUCACACCAUAUCAAAGACAGGUUAAACGACUCAGGGAUGUUCUUAAACAGUUGGAAACAUCUAUUCCUAAAAUUGGCUCAGUAGAAGAGUUUCAAGGUCAAGAACGCAUGGUGACUAUUCUCUCAGCAGUUCGAAGUAAUGCAUAUCAUAUUGAAGACGACAUUAGGCGUGCACUGGGGUUUGUUUCAUCACCACAGAGAUUAAAUGUGGCUAUUACAAGGGCACGAGCUUUGCUGGUAGUUGUAGGAAAUCCAGUUCUCUUAGCACGUGAUCCAUUCUGGCGAAUUCUGGUAUCAUUCUGUAUCAGCAGAAACUGUUAUAUUGGAUGUGAUUUGCCAGUGAGUAUUCAGAACAUGUGUGAUAAUCAGUUAGACAACACAUAGUUGUUAUUGAGUUCAAAAGCUUUGUUCUCCCAUAUGAAAUGUUUGGCCAGUACUGUACAACCAGUGUGCAGGAUUGUUCUUGAUUUCUAACAAAUAUGUAAAUACAGGAUAAGUAUAUGACUUGAAGUGGCACUGUGCUGCCAUAUGUGGAAAAUGCGUGUCAGACCCAUGUACUGAGAAACAGUGAUGAACCAUUUUUUGUUAGCAUUAACAGAGAGAUAAUUUAAAGCUUUUUUUUGUAAUUUUUAUACUUUGAAGCCAGUUGCCAGACUGGAAAGAUUUAACUGUCAUUUUAAUAUAAUUACAGUGAUGACUUAUCAAUUACUGAUCUGUAUCUGUCCAAGUUCCUCAAAUUUUCAUUAUUUACUUCAGUUCCUUAUAUACUUUGUAACUAUAAGAUGCAGCUUCUCAUGCUUUGUCUGUGAUUUGAUUAUUUUUGUUAGUAGUUUCAUAUAUUCUCAAGCAUGGCAUGUAAGUUGGCAACAUUAAUUUUAAUUUACAAUUCAUAAACAAUUUGAACUUUGUCAGUAUGUUUGAAGAAUAUUACAUAAAAUAAUGAUUUGCUGUAUUGUAUAUAGGAUAUCAGCAGAGUUAUAAGCAUUUAUACUAGCAAAGAAAGUGUAUAAUUUGCAGUCAUUCAUUCAUGCAUAUGUUCACCAUGUCUCUUAGAACUGAUUAUAAAUGAGAACCUUCUUCAUGAAUGUGAAUCAAGUUAUAGUCAAUAAUGGAGUAAGCAGCCAUCUGUUAGCAUUAACAGUUUAUUUAUUCCUGCCUUCAUCAACACAUGUAUAAUAGGUGAUGCUUUCAAGAAUUUCCAUUUACUUAGAUUGCCUCUCACACAAAUAGCCUGAACUAAGAAGUAAUUAUUUACAUCUCGAUAAACAAAUGAAUAGGUAGAUAUUCUAAGCAAGCAAAUUUCAAAAUAUAUAAAUCUUUCAGCUUCUAAUUUGUCUAAGACUCUUUCAUCAUACCUAUACUAAGAAAUAUAUGGAUAAAAGAAUCCAAAGUAUGACACUCAUAGUCAUUAGUGCCCAGCAACUGUUACCUUCCACAUUCUUAAUAUGUUCAUUCAAUUCUGGUGUAGAAUCAAUCAUUGUUAUCAUCAUCAGUUUUCUGCCCUGUGAGCAGCUUCGUGCUGUACUCAGUUUUUGCGACUGAUUGCUUGCUUCAUCAUGUUGGUAUAUUUACUUCCAUUGAGUAGAUCAUCAGGAUUUCAGUCCUUUCUGUAUCUUCCCUUCCUCAUAUCCUUCUAAAAUGAUUUUAAAAUUCCUUCACAUUUUCUCAGUACAUACCAUAUCCAGUUUCAUUUUCUACAUUCAGCUACAUCCUGUAAUUGUAUGUAUUCUACCACUUUCUUCAGAACUUAUUCAUUUAUCACAGUUUCACCCAUUUUAUUUUUUCUAUUAUCCACUGUAUGCGUAUUUCAAAAGCAUCAAGCCUCUUCCUGCCUUUCUAUCUAUGGUUCACGUUUCAGUAUGGUGCGUAGAAUACCCUAGACAAAAUAUUUCCUUUUCCAAUCUUUUCCUUAAUCUCAUUUCCAUACCACUGCAGAAAA
This is a messenger RNA of Schistocerca americana (American grasshopper), 5157 nucleotides long. RefSeq names its product probable RNA helicase armi. Gene Ontology annotation, molecular function: helicase activity. Lineage: Eukaryota; Metazoa; Arthropoda; Insecta; Orthoptera; Acrididae. The transcript has 7 exons. The record is from RefSeq and is a predicted model, not a curated record. Bases 81 to 3602 code for a protein of 1173 amino acids.